AUGCCACCUAGGAGAGGGACCCAAGCGCACCCCGCUCCACCACCUGAGGCUCCAGCUUUACCGCUAGCACCUCCUGUUCUACCGUCAGAGAUCCCUUCUCCCCUGCCUGAGGAUGUCGUUCCUCCACCUGAGGCCGGUGCGGAUCUGACUGUGCCUUUGGGAAUCCUGUACAAUUCGGAUCAUAAAAAGUGGCUGAAAAAACUUGUUGAAUCUAUGAAUGAGGACGAUGGAAAUGUAUCCCCACCAUCUGAUUCAACGGAAGUAAAUGACCAUCUUUUGGACACCUCCAUCUCGGAGUCUGCCCAAAGUUCUCCUGUGGUUGAAGCCAUAAAAAAAGAACCAAAUGAUGAUUCUGGCGAUGAAGGUGGAGGUGGUGGAGUGGGUAACUAUUAUGGACAAGUGGCUGCCAAAUUGGAGGAAGCUUCAAUAUCUCCUGCAACAACACUUUCACCUCCCAAACCAUUCACGGGCGAGCUUGAGGUUCUCGACAUAUUGCUAGCAUUGGGCUUAAUGAGAAUUUCAAACAAUAUAAGCUUCCAAUGCUACAACAAGACAGGAGAAUUAGGAUCCUACUCCCAAAAUUGGGUGAAAUUGGGAAGCAACUCCUUCACCUUCUCAGAAACCCAUAACAAAUUCAUGGCCAUCGGUUGUGAUACUCUCGGCUUCAUCUACGGCCCCAAUUUCACAAGUGGUUGUAUGUCAUUUUGUAGUGACCCCAAGAGCGUGAUCCAUGGCUCUUGCUCCGGUAUAGGAUGUUGCCAAACCUCUAUCCCAAAGGGUUUGAAGAGUUUUGAGCUGGAUCUUUCUAGCCGGUCUCAACAUACCAAAGUCUGGAAUUUCAAUCCCUGCGACUUCGCUUUUCUGGUGGAGCAAAAUGCGUUCAGCUUCCAAGCAUCGUAUCUGAACGAUGUAAAUUUUUUGAAUGGAAGCACAACCGUUCCGGUGGUGCUUGACUGGGCUAUCGGAGAUAAAUCAUGUGAGAUUGCACAAAAUGACUCGGUCACCUACGCUUGCAUGAGUGAGAAUAGCCACUGCUACAACUCGACUAACGGCCUCGGUUACCGGUGCAACUGCACUGAAGGUUACCAAGGAAAUCCUUAUCUCCCUGGAGGGUGCCUAGAUAUCAACGAGUGUGAGGAGGAUCACCAGAAGACACUUUGUCAACAUGAUUGCAUAAAUCUGCCAGGAAAUUAUGCUUGUUCCUGUCGAAAGGGUUACCAUGGACUCCACGAUGGUAGGAGAGAAUGCAUUAAAGACACAAAUGAAUUUACAGUGAUGGCUGUUGUUCUGGAUUUCUAUUUGAUUUCUGAGGAUAAAACAUCGUAUAUUUGCUAA
Molecule: messenger RNA, 1335 nt
Organism: Magnolia sinica
Lineage: Eukaryota; Viridiplantae; Streptophyta; Magnoliopsida; Magnoliales; Magnoliaceae
Product: wall-associated receptor kinase 2-like
Exons: 5
Coding region: 1-1335 (444 amino acids)
Molecular function (GO): calcium ion binding
Source: RefSeq, a predicted model, not a curated record